AUGUCUCCUUAUGAUCCAGAUGAGGGUCUAUCAAUUACAGGAUGGAGAGUGCAACGCUGGAAAUCAUCACUUCAGCCUGUUGUUCUUCACCAAAUAUUUGGAAAUCCUACUUCCAGUUUUGGUGGGCAGGCACCAAUGCAAACUGUUUGGCUAUCCAAAGUGGACACAAGCAUACAACCAACUAGUGAUUUUAAAAGUCACCAAGCAGCAGUGACAACAGCAACCACUGAUGCAAGGAAGACUCCUGAUUCUAGAACACUUGCUCGAAUAGUCUAUUCUGCUCAUGGUGGAGAGAUUGCUGUUGCUUUCCUCCGGGGUGGGGUUCACAUCUUCUCUGGUUCGAACUUUUGUAUACCUAGUGGAAUAUUUAAGCCAAAAACUGAUGUCGGCCAGUACAGCUCGAUUGAGAGUCCAGGUGGACAUUCCGGGUUGGGUGUGUCACCCAAAGCAUUGUUAAAAUUGGGUUCCACCCCCAAUAAUAUCAAUGGAAUGUCCAACCUUAAUUUUCAAAACUUCAAGAUGAGGCGAAGGUGAAAAUGAAUAGAUUGGACGAUGAUUUAUGUAUGAAUUUGCAAAACGGACUAAAAACGUGAGUUUGAACCCAUGUUUUCUGUCAAAAAUGCAAAUUUUUUAUUUUCUCCAAACAUUUUCCAUGAGCAUAAUGGAAAACUUUGUAAGGCA
Pyrus x bretschneideri (Chinese white pear) is the source of this 681-nucleotide messenger RNA. RefSeq names its product mediator of RNA polymerase II transcription subunit 16-like. Gene Ontology annotation, biological process: regulation of DNA-templated transcription. The coding region runs from base 1 to 534 and encodes 177 amino acids. Lineage: Eukaryota; Viridiplantae; Streptophyta; Magnoliopsida; Rosales; Rosaceae. The record is from RefSeq and is a predicted model, not a curated record. The transcript has a single exon. Gene Ontology annotation, cellular component: mediator complex.